Cuscuta campestris is the source of this 1742-nucleotide messenger RNA. The record is from the annotation of a GenBank genome assembly. Lineage: Eukaryota; Viridiplantae; Streptophyta; Magnoliopsida; Solanales; Convolvulaceae.
UUAAAUUAUGUAUUUUUUGUUGAGAUAAAUUUAAUUAACUUUUUAAAUUUUAUUAAUGAAUUACAAUUGGGUAAUCCUCCAUUUAAGGAAAAAAUCCAAUGUGGGUGCUCUAAGGAAAAAAUCUCAAACGUAACAAUAGCUUUUGCAUCUUCUUCGUUCUCUUCCUCAUCUCCACUUGGGCCGUGCAUCAUUGCAUUCACAGGCAUUGGCUGCGGGUGGGUUUCAAACCCAUGGGAGAAAGUGAUUCAUGGAAGCUAUUGAAGCAACUGGAGCUCAUAUUAGAAUCAGACCCAUUGAUGUAAGCUUGAUGAGAUUGGCUUUAUUCAUCAAUCUCAAUUUGAUGCACUGAAUGAAGAAAGCGGUACUUCCUUUUCGCCCGAUUCUGUGCCUCAAUCAACAGACAAAACUAAUAUUUCUAGUGAGGUUUUCUGGAGCCAGGAACACAAGUUGGGGAUCUCAAUCACAGCUCUUCAUCCACUGUACAAAGCAGCCAAACAUGCAUUCAUGGAUUCUCUGGGACAGUAUAGAAUGCAUACUGGUGUGACCAAAGAUAAAGAUGAAUAUAAUGAGGGUAAUGCAUCAUCAUCUUCUCUUAUUGCUCUUGAGAAUGAAGUUAUGAAACAUAGCACAUCAAUUUUGCUAAUCAGUUGUGAUUUUGGCACCGCAUGGAAUUUCAGGAAGCUACUUGUUUCACGCCGGCAAGAGCAUUCAUUGUUCAUGAAAGAACUAGAUUUUUCUGAUCUGGUUCUCUCAUAUUCACCUAAAAGUGAACAAGCAUGGAGUCAAAGGAGAUGGGUGAUCAAGAUGAUUGCUGGAAAGUGUUCUAAUUUUGAAGAGAUAGUGAACAAAGAAUCAGAGCAUGUGAAAAAGCUAGCCGAGAGGUCAAAAAUGAACUUUCGUGCAUGGAAUCACUGUUGCUGGUUAGUAUCCUACAUGUCAAUAGGACAAAUGUUUGGUGAGUUGAACAAGUCACGAGAAUGGGCUGGACUUCAUGUUGCUGAUAACUCCUGCUUUCAUUAUCGUGCUUGCAUAAUGCUAAGGAUAUUAGAAGCUUUCCUUGGAAAGGAUCAAAAUGGAUACUGUGGUGAAGAACUUGAUGUCUUGUGGAAGGAGGAGCUUGACUGGGUUGAGAAAUUGAUAAAGCUUUAUGUGGGUAGAGAGGCAUUGUGGCUUCACCGCCGCUUUCUUGCAUCGUGUUGGGUAAAGUAUUUUGCUGCUAGUGCUGCUACAUGUGAUAUUCAUAGGUUCGUGGAUAAUGAGUUACAACUAUUCAAUUCAUGUGCAACAAUAACUGAUCUCAACUUUGAAGAUUACCAAGCACAGGCAACAUUUGCUGCUACUUAUAUUUUGUGGCUCAACAAGCAAAUACUGGUGCAGCCCUUGGGAGUUGAGUUUCAGGGGAAGUUAAGAGUGAGCGGGCUGAAGCCUUUGUUGAUUAAUGCAUGCCCUGAGAGGGUUUCCUUUUGGGACUCGUUGGUGGAGAUGUGCGGAUUUGAAUGACUAAAAGCUUCCUUCGGCAUUCGGAAAGGUAACCCUUUUGGCCCAUUGGCGAUUUUGCCCUUUUCUUCAAUGCAUUAUGCCCUUCGGUAUGGUCACUCGAUUGAGAUCCUAUAUUAUACAUCUCGAAGUACGACGUUUAUCGUAUACCCGGCAUAUGCACAUUUACAAAUUAUGCCAUGCUCAUUUUGCACAUUUAUUUAUUUGCACUUAGAGGAUACACAUUAUAAAAUUGAUGUAUACAU